AGGAGUUGUUGUCACAGCAACAGAGAGGUACAACUAUGGCGAAAGGAGAUGAACGUGCAGCUGAGGAGGUCUUAAAAGCAUUGGCUCGGCAAUUAAACUGUUUAAAUGAAGACAACAAAAGCACUAGAAAACGUGCUCUAGAGACAAUUAAAAAAGAAACAAUCGAUAAGGGCUUGUCAAGCGUUGUUUUACAAGAGAUUUUCGAGUCUCUCCUGAAAUCGCUCUUGAAAUGUCUGUCCGACCCUAUGGAAAGAUGCAGAGAAAUCGCCAUUCACAUGAUUGGAGAUUUCAUUCGUUGUGUUCCACAACCAGAGGACUCUUUGCCUUAUCUAAUGCCUGCUCUUUCUCAGAGACUUGGUGGAAAAGAAAUAGUGGAACCUGCGGAAGAGUUGCGAUUAACCAUGCUUGAAGUGAUUUCUCUAACUGUGGAAGUAUGUGGGAACAGACUUGCUCCGUAUCUUGAAGAUAUGGUUAAGAUUUUACAACGAACAAUCGUCGACCCAUUCCCGGACGCAAAAAGAGAAAGUUGUAAAUGUACCAUCAAUUUCGCCAAAACAGUGUCAGAGCAUUUCCACAUGCAGGCAGAGAGCCUGAUAAAGCCACUGAUGCAGACUAUCACACAUCAGCACUCGCGCGUGCGGGUCGCAGUCAUCGAGGCCACAGGUGCUGUCAUUCAGCAUGGCACGGGCAAGAAUGUAGAUGACGUGCUAUCCCACUUUGCCCAGAGGCUGUUUGACGACUCCCCCCAGGUACGGAAAGCUGUGACUCUGGUGGUUGGUGAUUGGCUACUGAACCUUAGAGAUCGCUACUCCUACUUCCACAAGCUCAUCCCUCUCCUACUCAGCUCCUACCAUGAUGAAAUCCCCGAAAUCAGACAAAUCACGGCAGACCUGUGGAGGCAAGUCGGAGCCCAGUGGGAGAAGGAGAAUGAGGACGAUCUGAAGGACAAGAUGGACUUCCUGUUGACGUCCCCGCCACUCUACCCCUCUGGAGUGGAGCGUCCUGGCCUGGGCUGCCGGGAGCUGGUGGUGAGGAACCUGUCUCGUCUGAUGCCGGCGGUGGGCCGGGACAUUGGCGACUGGCUGGUGGGCACGCGGGUCAAGACCGCCCAGCUGCUGAGCCUGCUGAUGCUGCACGCCGAGGACCACUGCACCCAGCACCUCCAGCCGCUCCUCAGCACGCUGUACCGCGCCUGCUCCGACCCCGAGAGAGACGUGGUCAAGCCUGCUCUGGAGUCAGCGCGUCUGCUAGGGACGUUUGUAGGUGCGGACGUGCUGCUGAAGCUGCAGCUGGCUCACGUGGAGAGCGCCCUGUCCACCCACCCCUCGGCCCCCUGGACACCCCUCAUGGUGCUGGGAGUGGCACUGAGGGGCAGCUCGGCCCAGGCCCUGCGCCCCCACCUCCCGCACAUCACCAACACACUGGCACUGCCCGAAGUGUGCCAGGAGGCCACGCAGGCUGUGUAUCUGGAGCAGGUGCUGGAGUGUGUGGAUGCACUGCUGGAUGUGUGUGCUGGAGACUGCAGUGCUGUCAGCCUGCAGCUGCUCAAGGUGCUCAUCACUGUGGAGAGCCUGGCCACAGAGCAGGAGAUCAGAGACCGGGUGGAGGUAUGUAUGCAGAGCCUGUGUGAGGCGGAGGGGGUGGGCGUGGCCUGUGAGGCGUACCGGCGGCACAUGCCGGCAUUGCUUGAGUGGCUGUCCAUCAGCCAGCACAGCUGGACGGGCUACAGCCUGCAGCACACACAGCUGGAGGUUCUGGCCACGCGCGCAGGCCCAGUGAUUGGGGAGUUCCUGCCCUUGUUGCUGCUGCUUCAGAGCUGCCUGCAGCCCAGCAGAGACCCAGAGAUGAGACUGCACCUCUUCACCAUGCUCUCCAAGAUGCUACUCAACGCUCCACACACCCUCGACUCACAGGGGCGUUUCAGUGAGCAUGUGGAUGUGUUUGUGUGUGUGAGGGUGCUUCCUAACCUGGUGUGGCAGGCGGGACGCACGGCUGCUGCCAUCCGAACCGCUUCCCUCAGCUGCAUGCUGGCCCUUCUCACGGGUGGCGCCAUCACCACACAGCAGCUGCUGUCGUUUGAGGACAAGCUGACUCCUCUGCUGGUGUCUGCUCUGGAGGAGGACUCCCAGAUGUGUCGGAUCCUGGCCUGCCAGUCCAUCAGCACGCUGUUAAAACUCACUGGGCCCGACCUGCAGCCAGACACUCUCAACAAGAUCUACCCAGAGGUCCUGAAGCGUGUGGAUGACAGCAGUGAGGAGGUGAGGUUGGCGGCCCUGAAGACUCUGGGUGUCUGGCUCUCCUCUCUGGGUAAAGACUACAACUCCCAUGGCUACCAGCCCCACCUGGAGUUCCUCUUCCAGCAGCUCCUGCUCUACCUGGACGAUACUGACCCCAAGGUGCAGGAAAACACAUUUGAGGUGUUAAAAGCAGGAGGUGCCGUCCACCCGACUCUGUUGCAAAAAGAAGUGGAGGCGGCGAGGGACAAACAGCGCUGCCCAGUCUACUGUGACAAGCUACUUCAGCACACUCAGUCAGUUAAUUAAAGACCCCAGCAUACACAGACUGUUAAAACCCAAAUACAUUUUACUGUUGAUUAUUAGAUGUUGAUUUCAUUUUGUGCGUCAGAUUUCUGAGUCAAUGUUAAUACAAGGUAGGGUGUUAUGGUGAUGAAUAUUGUCUUUGAUUUGUUAAUGCUGAUAAGAGCCAAGUGUGCCUUCCUGUUGUUUGUGUACAAUAUGUUUGAAAUUAAAAUCUGACAUUUCCACUC
Alosa sapidissima (American shad) is the source of this 2767-nucleotide messenger RNA. RefSeq names its product dynein assembly factor 5, axonemal-like. Gene Ontology annotation, molecular function: dynein intermediate chain binding. The record is from RefSeq and is a predicted model, not a curated record. Lineage: Eukaryota; Metazoa; Chordata; Actinopteri; Clupeiformes; Clupeidae. Gene Ontology annotation, cellular component: cytoplasm. Gene Ontology annotation, biological process: cilium movement; inner dynein arm assembly; outer dynein arm assembly.